AUGGAGAAGGUCAAAUAUCUCCUAUUUAUGCUAGUUCAUUCGGUCCACUCAUAUACAAGAUACGCACAACCACUCACGCUACCUGAAACGAAUAAAGAUAAUGUUUACGUUUUUGACGUCGUCGUGGAACGGAUACUCACGAUGACUUCACACAAGACGGAUCAGUGGCGACAUGGAACACCAGUAGAUUACUCUGCAGACUUGGGUAUAUGGACGAAACGGGAGCCGGACCAGUUGAAAGGUUGCUUCGACAACUAUACUCUUCGUCCUCAAACCAACAACGCCGAUGCGGUUAUGCUGGAUGACGUGGUGAUUCUCGACGGAAAGCACAAGAGAGUGUAUGCAAUCAACGGAAAGACACCUGGUGAGACAAUCGUUGUUCCCUACAAGGCGGAGGUGUUGCUUCGGGUUCACAACAAGGUGCUCAUGGAUGCUAUCUCUCUUCACGUGCAUGGAAUCGACAAACAAGAUCUGUGGUAUAUGGAUGGUGUGGCGUUUAUACAGCAAUGUCCUAUUCAAAGUACAAAUUAUUUUGAGUAUCGAUUCAUUGCGGACAACAAAGGCACCCACUGGUACCACGGUCAUUUUCAAGCUGACAGAGGGGAGGGCCUAUUAGGAGGUUUUGUUGUUGUCGACCCUAUGAACCGAGCGGUUCCUAUGGACGAGCACGGUACGCGUGAAAUUCCGAACAGGGAGUACUUCAUCAUGCUACAGGAUUGGCCUACUGAAUCGUCCGAAGAGGCGUACAUGAUGUUGGCUGACAAGACCAUGAAGUGGAUGUACGGCUACGACAAUAAUGAAAAGUGUUGGCAACCAACUAGAACUUUAGAUGGAGGAAACAUCGGUGGAGCAGUACCAAUUUCUGCAUUGCUAAUCAACGACAAAGGUUGGCAUGAUAGAGAGGAUAUUUUAACAAGACCAUGGAACCUGCCGGUAGAGAGGUUCUUGGUUAAAAAAGGCGAAUCAGUGUUGUUCCGUAUAACAAACGGUGGAGUAGCACAAGAACUUAUGCUUCACAUCGAAGGACAUUCUCUUCUGGUGGUCGCUGCUGAUGGAGAUGACUGCGCUCCGAAGCAGGUGGACCGGCUUGUAAUCUUCCCUGGCGAGCGUUACGAUGUCGUCGUGCGUGGCCUAACGGAUCCAUCUAAGAAAAGCUACAUGUUAGUAGUUGAGACGGUGCAAUACUACUACUUCGACUGGACGCGAGUAGAUACAGACUAUGGAGUUGCUUUCGUGGAGUACGAAGAUGCGAAUAUGGUUGAGGAAAAAUCCAAGCCAACGUUCACCGACUCUCCUGGAUGCACUCCAACGAAGAAAUGUACCGUGUUGAAUUGUCCGUUUGAGAAUUACCCUUCCAACCACAACUUCACCUGCAUUUCUUUUGAUGAGCUUCGUUAUCCAAAGCCAGAAGAGAUUGAUCCUGAAAUUUUGAAGGAUACACCAUUCACAAGCGGAUAUGAGGAGCAUUUUAUCAACAUGCACUUUGACUCUCAUGUAGACGGUUUCAAAUUCGAAUUUCCUAAAGGCAUGCCCUACUACAACAAGGAUAGAAUGGCGCUUAUUUCAAAGGACUGCGGCACUGUCGACUGUCCCUAUGCAGCGAACAAAUACGACAAGAAUUGCAAUUGUUUUUAUUACAAAAAACACAAGCUCAACAACAUCGUUCAGAUUACCUUGUACAACUUGGGGACCGGUGGCGGAUUCGCGACUGGCUACGCGCACCCAUUUCACAUCCACGGAACACACUUCCACGUCAUGAAGGUUGGUUGGCCGACGUACAAUGCAAGCGGGAUGAUAUCAAAACUUAAUCCUGACAUUGAAUGUGCAGGACCUGAGGCGACCUGCGAUGGGGCAGUUUGGAGAAAUCAAAGUUGGAUGAAUGGAGCAGUGUUAGGAAUGAACACCGUAGAUCCUUCUCUCAGAGAUACUAUUACUCUCCCUGUCGGCGGUUACAUUGUUAUGCGAUUCCGUGCCAAAAAUCCUGGCUGGUGGUUCGCUCAUUGCCAUCUCGAGUUGCAUGCCAUGAGCGGCACUGCGUAUGCGUUCCAGGUCGGAGAAGAUAACGAAAUCGCAUCGCCUCCAGCGAAUUUUCCUCAUGACUGCGGGUAUUUUAGCAUGCAUGCUCUCUAUUCGUCAAGGAAAACUUCGAUGUCCUCCACGUCAGCGACAGGAGCUUUGAAUAUUUUGUUCAUUUCCAUUGUGGCAAUGUUAGUGACAUCCGUUUCAUCCAGCUAA
Molecule: messenger RNA, 2235 nt
Organism: Necator americanus (New World hookworm)
Lineage: Eukaryota; Metazoa; Nematoda; Chromadorea; Rhabditida; Ancylostomatidae
Exons: 20
Coding region: 1-2235 (744 amino acids)
Molecular function (GO): oxidoreductase activity; copper ion binding
Source: RefSeq, a predicted model, not a curated record